AAAAAAAUAUUCUGGAUCUUUAUUACUAAAAUUAUUAAAAAAAAACUCCACAUAUGAUAAUCAAUCUAUUAUAAUCUGAAAAAUGCAACCCUUUACAAAAAUCACAUGUAAAUAAUGCCCACAACAACAAAUAUGCACAAUAAUGCCCCACAAUGUUUUGACAAAUUUCAAGUCUUCAUUUCGCUGAAUAGUCAAAUGUGUGCAAUUGAUUAAAACUACAUUGAAAAUGCAUAUUUUAUAUUAAAUAUAUAAACCAAGGUUAAUUUAAUGGAAAAGAUUUGUAAAAUAAAGUUUUAAGUACAACCAUAGUCGUAUAAUUACACUAAUUAAACAGGUGUCGACACCGAACUGUUGCUACUAUUUUUAUUGAUUAGAAAAAUUAAACGCGUAAAUAAACUUGAGUUGUAAAGAUUCCAGCUUUCUCCUUAUAACAAAUAACGAAACGAAAACGUGCCAUAUAAUAAAAUGUCGUCAGGUUUAAAAUGUCGCAAUUGUGGUUCCACCGAUAUCGAGGAAGACAAUGCACGUGGCGAUGCCGUCUGUACGAACUGCGGUUCGGUAUUAGAAGAUUCGCUUAUUGUAUCCGAAAUACAGUUCGAAGAAAUUGGCCAUGGUGCAGCGGCUAUCGGUCAAUUUGUGUCCGCUGAGUCCAACGGUGGCGCCACAAAUUACGGUUAUGGUAAAUUUCAAGUCGGCUCCGGUACUGAAUCUCGUGAAGUUACAAUUAAAAAAGCUAAAAAAGAAAUAACACAUUUGUGUCAGCAGCUGCAAUUAACACAGCAUUACAUUGAUACGGCAUUAAAUUUUUUUAAAAUGGCUUUGGCACGGCAUUUGACGCGUGGCCGCAAGAGUACGCACAUAUAUGCCGCUUGUGUGUACAUCACUUGCCGCACGGAGGGUACAUCACAUUUGCUGAUUGACAUUAGCGACGUGCAACAAAUUUGCUCCUACGAAUUGGGUCGCACUUACCUGAAGCUAUCAAAUGCUUUAUGCAUCAACAUUCCAUCUGUCGAUCCCUGCUUAUACAUUAUGCGCUUCGCCAAUAAAUUGCAGUUCGGCGCCAAAACUCACGAGGUCUCCAUGACCGCCUUGCGCAUUGUCCAACGCAUGAAGAAGGAUUCGUUGCACUCGGGUCGGCGACCGACCGGUUUGUGUGGCGCAGCUUUACUGAUCGCCGCACGCAUGCAUGAGUUUAGCCGCACGAUCCUCGAUAUAGUAGGCAUUGUAAAAAUACACGAAUCUACAGUGCGCAAGCGCUUAAUUGAAUUCGCGGACACACCCUCUAGCGCACUUACCUUGGAUGAAUUCAUGUCUGUCGAUUUAGAGGCGGAACAAGAUCCGCCAGCUUUUAAGGCGGCACGGAAAAAAGAUCGCGAUCGCAUCAAGGAUAUUGCCGAGCAUGAGCUAUCCAAAUUGCAAAGGGAAAUCGAUACACACCUCGAAAAGGAUCUUAAGCGUAUACAAAAGAACACAAUCAAGCGUUUGACUGGUGGACUUGGUGAUGUAGGAACCGACACCAAUUUCGAAGAUGUCGAAUCGGCGAAUUUCAUCGAAGAAUCCAAUCUCGAGGCCAUUAAAGAAUGCCUCGCUGACGCACCCGAUGUUAUGGGACCACAGAAAGCAGAGAAAAUCGUACUAAGCGGUCUUAAACCGGACAUAGAGUCUAUGUGCCGGCCAGCACCGAGUGAACUGCUGGAAGUGGAAAAGGCCAAAGAUAAUGAUGUCAUGGAAGAUUUAGACCUGGAAGGACUUGACGAUGAGGAAAUCAACAAUUACAUACUCACGCACGAAGAAGCGGAGUACAAAAACAACAUGUGGAAUGCAUUAAAUGCCGAGUAUUUAAAAGAAAUGCGCGAAAAGGAGGAGCGUCUGGCCAAAGAGCGCGAAGAGGGUAAGCCUGAGAAGAAAAAGAGACGGCCACGUCGUAAACCGAUCGGUCCCUCAACCAGCGCAGGGGAGGCUAUCGAGAAAAUGCUGCAGGAGAAGAAAAUCUCAAGCAAAAUCAAUUACGAUAUUUUGCGAACGCUGACGGAAGGUAGCGUAGUUGGUGCCAGCAGCACAACAGCCACGGACGCUGCAGCAAGCGAAACUUUGGAUGUGAAAAAUGUGCCAAUCAUUGAAACGGGGCCCAUUAAGCAGAAGAAUAGUCGCGCCAAACCAGCUUACACAAUUGGUGGACCACCAGCCAAAGUGCCUAAAUUGGAGAUGGGUUUACCCGUGGCAGAGGAAGCUGCGACACCAACGAAGCAGGAGCCGGUGGUUGUCGAGAAUGAUGACUUGGAUGAAUUUGUCGAUGAUGCAGAUGCGGAAGGCGAUGCCGAGGUGGAGCCUGAACCGGAACGUGAAUAUUCCUCGCUGAAGGAUAUGCUGAAUGAUGGUGUAGAAGACGAUUACUAUGGCUAUGAUGACUAUUGACUGAAGUUCGGAAAUAUUUUUUUACAAAUAGAAGGCUACGCGAGAGAAUCAUACUUUAUUGUAGUGAAAGUAUGCUAGUUAACUUUCGUAUAUACUAGAAACAUAUAGCUGAUACUGCUAAGAAAUGUUUCUUAAUAUGAUCACGUGACGAAAAAAAUUAUAGAAAUCUAGAGAUCUCUCAUAUAAUCUGCAUUUGACUCACUUUAAAGCACAGCGAAAUUCAAUUUAAAAUAAGCAUUAAAUAGAAAUUAAUUAGACGCCACAAAAUAGUGCAUUUUCAAAUAAAUAUCCCAACAUUUAAUUACAAAUAUAAAAUUUUUAUUAUAUAUAACAUAAACAUCAUAAAAUAUUCACUUGUUGCACUCUAUAUGUAUAUUGUAUGCGCCUAAAAGUAUGCAGCUUUUAACAACACUGACAUUACAGCUCACAAAAAUGCAUUGCAAAUGUCACUGUGGAAUACCCAGGAGCGCAUGAACCAGAGAACUUAAAAAACUUCUUUUUUUUGUGGUGGGGUGUUUGUCACUUGUUGUGCAUUUCUGCGCGCCUGGUAUCGCAAUACGGGAUUUUAGUCGAAUUACCGUUCCCACUACAGUCGGGUCUAAGUAACCGGAAUGGACUCGGAUUUUUAUCCGCACAAGGACUGUCAACUCGG
Bactrocera oleae (olive fruit fly) is the source of this 3067-nucleotide messenger RNA. It is a transcript of the gene Brf, whose product is annotated as Brf RNA polymerase III subunit. Gene Ontology annotation, cellular component: nucleus; transcription preinitiation complex; transcription factor TFIIIB complex. Gene Ontology annotation, molecular function: RNA polymerase III type 3 promoter sequence-specific DNA binding; RNA polymerase III general transcription initiation factor activity; TBP-class protein binding. The record is from RefSeq and is a predicted model, not a curated record. Gene Ontology annotation, biological process: transcription by RNA polymerase III; transcription preinitiation complex assembly; DNA-templated transcription initiation. NCBI's taxonomy places the organism in Eukaryota, Metazoa, Arthropoda, Insecta, Diptera, Tephritidae.